Cavenderia fasciculata is the source of this 3198-nucleotide messenger RNA. RefSeq lists its product as uncharacterized. NCBI's taxonomy places the organism in Eukaryota, Evosea, Eumycetozoa, Acytosteliales, Cavenderiaceae. Gene Ontology annotation, cellular component: cytoplasm. The transcript is spliced from 2 exons. The record is from RefSeq and is a predicted model, not a curated record. Gene Ontology annotation, molecular function: protein binding; phosphatase regulator activity; enzyme inhibitor activity. Bases 1 to 3198 code for a protein of 1065 amino acids.
AUGGAACAGAGUCAAUACAUUCAAAUGACUAACAUUCAUUCGCAUUCAUUCAUUGUUACCAUAGGGUUGUUGACUAAAAAGCCAACAGAUUUUAUAGAGUUUUCAAAUACCAAGAGAAUACCAAAACCAGUGUUGGUCAGUACAGUGCCAAACUGUGUUCAACCUGGGUCGCCUAUGGUGAUUCGAGGUGAUGGAUUAAAACCCUUUCCUGGCAUGUCACACUUUUUACAUGUCGAGUUGAUUCCCAGUGAGAACAUUGCCAUCAAGGAGCCGAUCCAUGUGCCAUCAUACGACAUCAAUCCAUGUUGCGAUAAAUGCAUAUUUAUUGCUACGCCAGAGGAUUUGGCUCCAGGUACCUACAAUCUUCGUAUUGGCCUUCAAGUUAAAAAGAUGGAUCAUUAUCUACAACACGAUCGUGUAUUUCAAACAUUAAGUGUUGAUCCAUUUGAAGAAAUUAAAAAACAACAAAGCCAACAACAACAAAGUCAACAACAACAUCAACCUCUACAAAAUAUUGAUACCCAAAAUACUAAUAUCGAGUUUAAUCAACAACAACAACAACAACAAUCUCAACCUCAACAACAAAUUGAAUCACAACCACCACAACUACAACCUGAAGAACAACCUAAUAUUACCAAUGAUAAUAAUAAUACUAAAGAAGAUGAUGAAAUGGUUAUUGAUGAACACCAACCAAUGUUGGAAGUUGACGAUUCUUCCAUGGUAGAGACAACAACAUCUACAACCAAUACAACAUUAAGUCAACAACAACAACAAAUGGGUGAGGAAAAUAAUGAUGAUUCACAUUUACAAGUUAUUUGGAGUAAUUGUUUGGUUAUUGUAGUUGAUCCAUUGACAGGAGAUGCAAAGUCUAGACAAUCACAACAAUUAACGGGAAAGAGAUCGCCGCUGGUCUCGAGUACAAAGAGAACUACUAAAAAGUCGAAAUCAUCGGCGUUGGGUACUGGUAGCAGUUCACAACAAAGUGGUGAAGAAGAGGAACUGUAUAAUCAAAUCAUUCAUGGUGAUACAGAGACUGUUAGACAGUUUAUCGAACAGAAAAUAUCUGAAGGAAAGGUAUUUGAUUUUAACAAAAAGGAUAUCGACGGCUUCACAGUAAUGCAUUAUGCGUGCGCAUACAAGUGGAAUGGGUUGGUAGAGUAUUUCAUUGGUUGUGGUGCCGAUCCAAACCCACAAGACUCUGAUGGAUGGACACCUCUUCAUUGGGCAAUCAAAGCUGACAAUAUGGGUGCCAUUCACAUCCUCUUGGAUAAUGCUGCCGAUCAAUCGGUUCCCAACUAUGACAGAAUUUACCCAGUCGAAAUGGCAUAUAAUAGCGGCUACACCCAUAUAGCACAUGUUUUACAUGGAGAGAAUCCAAUAGAUUUAAAUCAACAACAACAAUUACAAAAUAAUAAUAAUAAUAUAGGUAAUAAUAGAAAGACCACUGAAAUAUUUGAUCUUUUAUCAAAUCAACCACCUAUUCAACAACAACAACAAAAUGUAGAUAUUAAUAAUAAUAAUCAAAAUAAUCAAAAUAAUACAAGUACAACAAAUAAUUUUAAUAAUAAUAAUAAUAAUAGUAAUCAACAACAAAUGGUACUGGUUGAUGAUAAAGUAUUGGAACCAUUUAUACCUGUAGAUAUGACAUUGAAACAUGGAAUCAUUGAAAAACAUAACAAUCCAAAGUUUUUAUCAUCGGCCGAGAAAUUGGGAUUGACAUCGGCACAUAGAUCGGCAUUAAUGGAAGCAUUCAAAUCUUUGCGUACACUUAGAUAUAGAUUGUUUUGGAUCAUGUUGAGUAAUCCACUCUUUAAAAACUUUUGUCAAUGGGAUUCGGAAGGCAUCCAUUUCAUCGUUUACAACUCUAGAAACCUGCUCGAUGUCUUGGGGUUGUACUUUGGAUUGCGUGGAUCCAACUCUGCAGUCGACUGGAUGAGUCAUCUUGCACGUCGCAAGAGUCCACUUAAAAAGGAGAUUGCUGCCAGUGGCACCCAGCCAGCCGGUGAUUUGUGGACCAAUUUGAGACCAGAUACAUUCAAUUCUCAAACCAAUCUCGAAAAACUUAAAGAUAUCACAUCGACAGAUAAAAAGGACAAGACUACAGGCACUACUCCCAGAGGAAGAGGUAAAAAGAAUGGUAAUGCUGAUCUCAACACUAGUACAUCGAGUACCGCUUUGGAUGAAUCGAUGGAUUCUAGUUCGAUGGAUAUUUCAACGCCAGGUCCUACACAAGAAAUGAUGGACGUUUUGACAAAAUCAGGUCAACAACAACCUAUACCCAAUAUGUCCAAUACUACUCAAAUGAUGAUUGAUCAAGCAGCAGCUGCACCAGUGGCCACUACAACCUCUGGAGUAGUAUUACCACAACACCAACAAAUCAAACUUGAAGCCAUUCAACAACAUAUUCAACAACAAAUUCACCAACACCAACAACAUCUACAACAACAGCAACAUCAUGAACAACAACAUCAACAUCAACAACAACAUCAUCAACAGCAGCAGCAACAACAACAUCACCAACAUGAACAACAACAACAAACUUUGGCACCAGUUAUUCCAAAUGUAGUGCCCGCAAACAACCCAAUGAUGAAUAUUAUUGAUAUCAAUCAUCAACACCAACAACAUCAACAACAGCAACCAUCACAGUCUCACCACCCGCAGCAGGUACAGCAACAACAACAAGAGGUACAACCUCAACAACAGCAACAGGUACAACAACCUCAACAACAAGAGGUACAACAAUCUCAACAACAAGAAUCCCAUCAAUCACACCAAGAACAUAUCGAACAUUCAGAGGUACCAACGACUUUACCAUCGAGUCAAGUAGUAAACAAUGACAAUAUUGUAGAUCCAAGACAAAUUGAAAUAGCUUCGGUUGAACAACCAACAAUGACCGACAAUUCAACCAUUCAACCAACACAUUUAAAUUCUCAACAACAACAACCAACAACACAAAACCCUUUGGUUUUUGAAUCCAAUUCCACUUUACAAACACUUCAACCACCACAAUCUGAUGACUGCAUACCGCCAGCAAACACUACUACCACUACCACCACUACAGUAGUGGCUCAAGAUGAACAGGGAAUUCAUAUUCCAAUUUUGGAUAAUUCCGAACAACCAGUGCCAGAAGAACUUUCAAGUAGUGCUGAACACCAACACCAACAGCAGCAGCAACAACAACAACUACAACAAUCCUAA